Messenger RNA from Trichobilharzia regenti, 564 nucleotides. NCBI's taxonomy places the organism in Eukaryota, Metazoa, Platyhelminthes, Trematoda, Strigeidida, Schistosomatidae. The record is from the annotation of a GenBank genome assembly.
AUGAGCUAUGAGUUUAGGUCACAAGCCGACACUAAUUUGAAUGUCACGAAAACAUACUCAGGCUUCACUACUGAAAGGAAACCCUUCCAUUUGCCAUAUAUACAAACUGAAAUUCACCCAGUAGUAUCCAAACUUGCUGACUGCUCCAAAAGUUUCACACACAAAUCAGUUCCUACGGCAGUUGAAUGGACCGUUAGUGAAGUAGCCAACUGGAUUAGGGAUAUUGGUUUUCCACAGUAUACGGAAUGUUUCAGAGUCAACAAUAUUGAUGGUAAGCAACUGAUAAAAAUUGAAGCUUCAGCACUUCCUAAAAUGGGAAUCACUAAGUGGGAUGAUAUUAAAAUUUUGACCAAACAUAUUCGUGAACUCCUUAAUCUUGAAGAUCCAAAUUACAAACGGACAAUUAGGUUACCUCCUCGAAAUUCACUUGGCAUGUAUUUGGAGGCUAAAAGUUAUAUUGGGACGCCAUUAAGCUGCACUAGUUUUCCAGUGUUUGAGUAUGCAACUAGAGACUCUGUUUGGGAACCUCCUUUGGAAAAUCGUGGCCUUAUAUUUAGAUAUUGA